Mustela lutreola (European mink) is the source of this 2114-nucleotide messenger RNA. It is a transcript of the gene PRPSAP2, whose product is annotated as phosphoribosyl pyrophosphate synthetase associated protein 2. Lineage: Eukaryota; Metazoa; Chordata; Mammalia; Carnivora; Mustelidae. Gene Ontology annotation, cellular component: cytoplasm; ribose phosphate diphosphokinase complex. Gene Ontology annotation, biological process: 5-phosphoribose 1-diphosphate biosynthetic process; purine nucleotide biosynthetic process. The record is from RefSeq and is a predicted model, not a curated record. The transcript is spliced from 13 exons. Bases 410 to 1519 code for a protein of 369 amino acids. Gene Ontology annotation, molecular function: magnesium ion binding; ribose phosphate diphosphokinase activity.
CCCCGCCCACAGGCCUCGCAGUCGCCGUGGACGCUGUUCUUGCGCAUGGAGUCGCCAUUUUGGUCCUAGAGAAGCCGCCUGGAGAGCCGGCGCUUUCUUCCUUCGGCAGCCGAGGCUGCGGCGGGGCCGGGGCUGGGGUCGGGGCCAGACGAGCCACUCUGUCCUACACUACGCCAUAAAGCAGGGGUCAGCUGACUUUCUGUAAAGGACCAGUUAAGCAGCAUUUUCAGCUUGAUGGCCAGCAGUCAACUCCAUCAUUGAAUCCAUGGACAGACAGUUGGAGGAAUAUUGUUGUCAGAGAAUAACAGGAGGUUGUCCAUAAUUGACUUUAAGCAGCAAAACAGUAAAACUCUGAGCGCUUCAGCUCCGCCUUUCUUGCUCUGAGAAUUGGAAAACCAAGAAGGUUUUGAUGUUUUGUGUGACGCCACCUGAAUUGGAAACCAAGAUGAACAUAACCAAAGGAGGUCUGGUGUUGUUUUCAGCAAAUUCUAAUUCCUCGUGUAUGGAGCUCUCAAAGAAGAUCGCCGAGCGACUGGGGGUGGAGAUGGGCAAAGUGCAGGUUUACCAGGAGCCUAACAGAGAAACAAGAGUACAGAUUCAAGAAUCUGUGAGGGGCAAGGAUGUUUUCAUCAUCCAGACUGUCUCAAAGGACGUGAACACCACCAUCAUGGAGCUCCUGAUCAUGGUGUACGCCUGUAAGACCUCUUGUGCCAAAAGCAUUAUCGGCGUGAUUCCCUACUUCCCCUACAGCAAACAGUGCAAGAUGAGAAAAAGAGGCUCCAUCGUUUCUAAAUUGCUGGCUUCGAUGAUGUGCAAAGCUGGUCUCACUCAUCUCAUUACUAUGGAUUUACACCAGAAGGAAAUUCAGGGCUUCUUCAAUAUUCCCGUUGAUAAUUUAAGAGCUUCUCCCUUCUUACUGCAGUAUAUUCAAGAAGAGAUCCCGGAUUACAGGAAUGCGGUGAUUGUGGCCAAAUCUCCAGCCUCGGCCAAGAGGGCGCAGUCUUUCGCGGAGCGCCUGCGACUGGGCAUCGCAGUGAUUCACGGAGAAGCGCAGGAUGCCGAGUCCGAUCUGGUGGAUGGACGACACUCCCCGCCCAUGGUCAGGAGCGUGGCUGCCAUCCACCCCAGCCUGGAGAUCCCCAUGCUGAUUCCUAAGGAAAAGCCCCCAAUCACAGUUGUUGGCGAUGUUGGAGGAAGGAUCGCCAUCAUUGUGGAUGACAUCAUCGAUGACGUGGACAGCUUCCUCGCCGCGGCAGAGACCCUGAAGGAAAGGGGCGCAUAUAAGAUCUUUGUGAUGGCGACUCACGGCUUGUUGUCAUCAGAUGCUCCCCGGCUGAUCGAAGAGUCUGCCAUCGACGAGGUGGUGGUCACCAAUACAAUUCCACAUGAAAUCCAGAAGCUCCAAUGCCCCAAAAUUAAAACCGUGGACAUCAGCAUGAUCCUCUCAGAAGCCAUCCGUCGGAUUCACAAUGGGGAGUCCAUGUCCUACCUUUUCAGAAACAUAGGUUUAGAUGACUGAACAGCUUUCCUUUCUUAAAACUCCGGAGGGCCAAACUGGAAACAGACAGUACUGUGAGAGGUCAUGCCUGAUGCAGUGUACUACCCAGGGGCCAUCUGUGCUUUGUUCCUUCCUUUUUGUUGAUUCCUACAAAGAUAGACCAACUUUUUAUGUCGGUUUAGGUAUUUGUGAGUUUUUUGGGCAAUUUUUAUAAAAGAAAAACUAUAUUCUCCUCCUAAAUGAAUUAACAACCUGGUUGUUUAUAGCCGAACUAUUUCAACAAUAAGCUGGAGUAAGAUUUUUAAGCCCACAGACAGCUUUUCCCAAAGUUGCUGGAGCCUAAGUGCUUAAAAAAGUCAUGAAAUCAUAUGAUCUGUAUACUGUGUCAUAGCUGCCACUGAGAAGCCAAAAAGAUGAUCCCGUCGAAUCCCAGCAAGUGACAUUUUUAGAAACGCUUUUAUAGACAUGCAUAGGCAAACGACUAUUACCUGACCGUUAUUUAUUUUCCGCAACAAAAGAAGUAAUACGAAACUUACAUUGUGUGUGGUUUUUUUAAAACUUUGUGUCCGGGCCGUUGUUUUAUAACUAAAAUAAAAUGAACACUGAAUACACGGUA